GGGGACAAUAUGUUAGAGUCUCUCGAGGCGAGAUUAUUUUCAAUCUUGAAGAAGUAAUGGCUAUCUGGAUGUUGAUAGAAAAAGCCAGCAUUGUACGAAAUGUUGUGAAUUCUUCGUGAUAUAGUUUAAAAAGCAUCUUUAUAGGAUACCUGGUCGGUAUCGAAGAGGCAGGCAAAAACGAUUCUGUCAAAAUAUCUGACAGACGUAUUCAGUUUAGUGGCUCACAAGUAAACAUAGUUAAGCCUAAAAUUUCACUUUGUUGAUAUAUUGAAGAAGACGAAUGCUAAGAAAAGAUGAUAUUAUUAUUUACGUGUUGAGACAUUUCACAAGAACUGAUUUGGAUCAGCUUAUGAUGGUUUUAAAUCUGCAAUGAUGUUUAUAUAUAAUAGAAUAGAGGAGUGCAAGAGGGAAUAUGGUGUCUCUUAAGAAAAUUAGUAUGAUAAUUGGAUAAUUAAAAAAAGAUAAAAGUUGCAAUAUUAUAUUGGACUAUUUAUUGUGCCAUGCAACUGGGGACCACUGAGAAUAUGAUGAGAGGUGGUAGAAUCUUAGAUAAUCCUUCAUCUGCUCCAGUUCUAAUUGAAAAUCCUUUAUUUGAACAAUCUGGAGAUAGAAAUGCAAAUAGAAGUGGUUCCCGGUCAGCUCCAGUUUCACGUCAAGUUUCUGAACAGCAUAAUCAUGGAACAGUAAGAUCUGUAGUAAGAGGUGGAAUCAGGCGUUCAAAAACAUUGAAAGAAUAUCUCAGGAAAAGUACUGCCUCGUUUUUUGGAAUAGAUAAUGAAACAGAGCAAGAUAGUUAUCAACGAUGGACAGAGAGAAGGAGGCGACUACUAAGCAAGAAAUAUGGGCAAUUGAAAAAGGAUCACUAUUUGCAGUCUUCAGAUGAACACAUCGGUCCUACAGAGCUACCUCACUUAGCAUCUUAUCCUGCACGAGAUUCUUUUAUGGAACCAUCAGAAACAAGAUUAGGUACUUGCAGAACAGAUGCUGUUGAUAAUGUUGAUGGUGUUUCAAAUCAUAGUCAGUCUUAUCAUUGGCAACAUCAACAGAAGGAACCUGUGUAUAAAAUGAUGUGGGAUGGUAUAAAUUUUAUAGCCACAAAUGUAGCAAGAAGGGUGUCAUCUGCACGACCAAGAACGUCUUGUGCUCAUCAUCGACCUUUAAGCUAUGCAGCAUCUACAGCAGGCAGUGUCUUCUAUGAAGAAAACCAUGAUUCUGGGCUUCCACCAUCACAAAUGUUUUCAAAUACUGAUCAAUUGGUGGAUGAAGUAUUUUUUGAUAAUAUAAAUUCAUCUGCAACAAAUACGAUAGUUGAAAGUAGAGAUCCUUGGACAAAAAAACAGAACGAAAAUUUAGCACGAUCAACAUCAGUCACUGCCCCGGGAACAGAUUUUGUAGAUUAUGCUAGGCCUGUCAAGCAUACGUGGCAUCGACCUUCCUCUGUAGAACCACAGACUUCUGGUAGUGAUGUUGGUAUGAAAAGAAUUUGGAAUAAGCUUUUAGAUCAAGCAUUUGAUAAUUCUAAUAGAAGACAAUAUGGAAUGGGAGUUGUUGGUAAAUUGUUAAAACACAGUUUUCGUCAAGACCGCAUCACUUCAGAUGUUAAACAGCAAUUAGAUGAUUUAGAUGAUCAUAGACCUUUUUUUACAUACUGGGUAACAACUGUCCAAAUAUUAGUUACAAUUAUUUCAUUAGCAGUUUAUGGUUUUGGUCCAGUUGGUUUUCACAAAACACAACGAUCAAGUUUGGUUUUUGUUACAAGUUUGUCUCUUCAAGAAGUUGAUUAUUUUGAACCUGAUAAUUUUUGGAUAGGUCCUAGAGCAGUAUGUUUUAUAUAGUGUAUAUAUUCUUACAUUAUUUAUUAUUUUUGUAA
Molecule: messenger RNA, 1870 nt
Organism: Centruroides sculpturatus (bark scorpion)
Lineage: Eukaryota; Metazoa; Arthropoda; Arachnida; Scorpiones; Buthidae
Product: inactive rhomboid protein 1-like
Exons: 13
Coding region: 501-1835 (444 amino acids)
Biological process (GO): regulation of protein secretion; regulation of epidermal growth factor receptor signaling pathway
Cellular component (GO): endoplasmic reticulum membrane
Source: RefSeq, a predicted model, not a curated record